This is a messenger RNA of Dicentrarchus labrax (European seabass), 2329 nucleotides long. It is a transcript of the gene nkx1-2b, whose product is annotated as NK1 transcription factor related 2-like,b. The coding region runs from base 499 to 1773 and encodes 424 amino acids. Gene Ontology annotation, molecular function: DNA-binding transcription factor activity, RNA polymerase II-specific; RNA polymerase II cis-regulatory region sequence-specific DNA binding. Gene Ontology annotation, cellular component: nucleus. Lineage: Eukaryota; Metazoa; Chordata; Actinopteri; Moronidae. The transcript has 3 exons. Gene Ontology annotation, biological process: cell differentiation; regulation of transcription by RNA polymerase II. The record is from RefSeq and is a predicted model, not a curated record.
GCGUCUGUCCCGCCUUCAACUCCUGUCAGCCUUCCAGAGCGCGCGCACACCGGUGACCAGACAGAGCGCGCGAGGCUGGAGGUCGGGACGCCGAGCGCUGUUUAUGUGUGUGUGCCAACACGGGAUAACGGCGCCGUACAAGACAGACAGACAUUAGAUUACCGGAGACGUUGUGUUGCCGCGGUGGAUGCGGAGGAUGAAGGGAAAGAGCCGGAGGCAAGAAGACAGAGAGAAGAAGUUUAAACUUUAACGGGACCGCGACCGGUAGCCUAGUCCGGUUAAAGACGGCAAUCUGUCCAGACUCUUACCUAUGGAAAACUUUAACGGACUGAAAACAUAAUCUCAGACUGGAUGUUGACGGGACUCAUGAACCGGCCUCCGUGUGAACUUAAUAUUUUGGCAUGAAUAUCCUUUAAAACGGUUUGAAUCUUUUUCAUUUUACACCGUUCCUGCUUUUUAUUCCGGAUUCUUAAUAUAUGGGAAAGGGAGAGUAAAGUGAUGAACCGGGACAGAGCGGUAACGGGGCCCGGAGCGGACGGGGUCCAGACCGUGAUAAACCGGGACAGAGCCGUAGCAGGGCCCGUGGCGGACGGAGUCCAGCCCGUGAUGAGUCGGGACAGAGUGGUACCGGCCCCCUGCGGGGACGGGGUCCAGACCGUGGUGGGCCCGGACAGCGGAGACAUGCUGGACGGAGGUGCCGCCGGGGAGAAGCGGCUCUUCUCCAACGCGGUGGCCGGAGGCAGAGAUGCUCAGGCCGUGGAGAACCACUCGGAACCUCCGCCGACGAACCCGGUGUUGGCCCCGCCACAGCAGGGCCCUACCGGGCACCGGACCACCUCUUUCUCCGUACUGGACAUCCUGGACCCCAACAAGUUCACGAGCAGCCGGAGACUCCAGCAGCAGCACGCGAGCCACCGAGGUGAGCGCGAGCUGAGCGGGUACGGAGCGGAGAACCGGAGAGGAGGGACUGCAGAGCGCGAGUCCAGCCUGGAGCCCAGUAAAGGCUGCUACGGUGCGGAGGAAUACCAGAGCAAGGAAGGAUUUGUAUACAGAAGCCCAGAUGAGGAGGACUACCACAGAUCUGGGACCCCAGACUCAGAGGCUCCAGAUGGGCCCUACAGCAGCGAGGAGAGCAGCUCAGCUCUGCCCAGUAACGGAGACAGAGAUCUGGGCCAGCACAGCCACCAGGACCCUGGCAGAGACACCUCAAGCCCCGGGGGAGGCCCUGCAGGCCAGAUCACCAACGCCCAGACCAAUGGGGGCCAGGGCCAGCAGGGCAAGCCCAAGAGGAAGCGCUCUGGCUCAGACUCCAAGUCAGGGAAGCCCCGCAGGGCCCGGACUGCCUUCACCUACGAGCAGCUGGUGGCGCUGGAGAACAAGUUCAAGUCCACACGCUACCUGUCAGUGUGCGAGCGGCUCAACCUGGCCCUGUCGCUCUCCCUCACUGAGACCCAGGUCAAGAUCUGGUUCCAGAAUCGCCGGACCAAGUGGAAGAAACAGAACCCCGGAGCAGACACCUCCGCCCCCACCGGCGCAGGGGGAGGAGCUGGAGGUACGGGUGGAUCGGGAGGUCUGGGGAGCCUCAGCCCUCUGAGCCCGUCCCCUCCGAUCAGCGGGCACCUGGCCAUGCACGCUGGCUACGCCAGCCACCAUCACCCCCCCGCAGGCAGCCUGGUCCAGCUGCCUUUCCUCACCGCCAGCCACGUCCUGUCCCCCUUCAUGCUGGGGACACAGAGCUACGCUGCACCUGCCUUCUACAGCACACACCUGUAGACACACACACACACACACACACACACACACACACACACACACACACACACACACACAGAGGGGUUCAGAUCCACAAAGCUGACAGAGCCUCAGAGACUCUGAGCCCAGAGAGACUGAGAUGUUUCAGUGUUUGAAUGAACUGCAGCCAGACAGAGAGACAGACAGACUGUCAGCGCUCUCCUUUUUACUACCAACAUUUGAAGGCUUUAAUUUCAACGGAUUAUUUUGAUAGAAUGUGAAUAUCUACCAGAAACUGUACAUAAAUCUAUGUUCUAGCUCCCUAUUCUGAAUGCUGUUUUAAACUACGUAAUAGACAAAUAGUUGAUUUCUUUCUUUUCAAAAACAGUCUGUAUGAAUAUUGAAUGUUUAUUUAUGACUUAAGGAAUGGCUUGAUCUAUUGUCAGUACCGUGUAACUCCAGCUGUGGUUGUUUUCACUUCUGUUAUUUAUUGGAUUUCUUGACAAUUUCCAUAAAACCCUUGAAUGUACUGAAUCUUCAGCUCAACAUGAUAUCGUCCUUUGAUAUUAAAAUAAUGACAAUUAAACACUGGAAACCA